This is a messenger RNA of Cucumis melo (muskmelon), 920 nucleotides long. RefSeq names its product agamous-like MADS-box protein AGL62. NCBI's taxonomy places the organism in Eukaryota, Viridiplantae, Streptophyta, Magnoliopsida, Cucurbitales, Cucurbitaceae. The record is from RefSeq and is a predicted model, not a curated record. The transcript has a single exon. Bases 125 to 763 code for a protein of 212 amino acids. Gene Ontology annotation, biological process: positive regulation of transcription by RNA polymerase II. Gene Ontology annotation, molecular function: RNA polymerase II cis-regulatory region sequence-specific DNA binding; protein dimerization activity; DNA-binding transcription factor activity, RNA polymerase II-specific.
CUGGUGGGAUCGCCAGCCGGAUACAACACUUCAUCUUCACUCCAUCUCUCAAUUUAACGGUCCACUCACUCUCUCAAGUUCAACGCUCAACUCUCUCUUUCAAAUUGCAGAACCUUUCCUAACGAUGAAGAAAUCUUUAGGGCGUCGAAAGAUUGAGAUCAAAAAGCUCGACAAAAAGAGUACACAGCAGGUUACUUUCUCUAAACGCCGCGCCGGACUUUUCAACAAGGCCGCCGAACUUUCCAUUCUCUGCGGCGCUGAGAUCGCCGUCCUCGUCUUCUCUUCUCGUGGAAAAAUCUAUACAUUCGGCCAUCCCGAUGUCGACGCUCUCCUCGACCGCUUUCUCACCGGAAACAAUACUGUUCCGCCCAAGCCGGCGGAGGCCUAUCUCCCCAUUGCGGAGUUGAAUCGCGAUUUGUCUAAAGCGGAAGCAGAGUUUGAAAUCGAGAAGAGGCGUGCGGCGGAGAGAUCGAGGAACAGCGAGCGAUUUUGGUGGGAUGAGCCGCUGGAAAGUAUGAAAAUCGACGAGUUGAAGCGAUUUCGUUCAUCAUUGGUGGAAUUGAGAGCAAACGUGGUGGAGAGAUUAGAGAAAAUUGAAGAUCGUCACUGUGUAACUCCAUCAAUAGACAUAGCCGAAAGCAUCCAAUGGCCGGAAACGUCGUCGAUUCAGCUUGCCGCCGGAAACAACCAUUGUCUGCCGUCGUUUCACAUGGCUGAAAAUCGGUCAGUGGCGAUGGAUUGGGAAGCGGAGAUUUGGGGUUAGGGUUUUGAUUUAUGUAAUUAGUUUUAAUAUUUGUAUCUUCUUCUUCUUCUUCUUCUUCUUCUUUUUCAUGGGUUAUCAAUAUUAAAAAGAGUAAAUGGGGAGUAAUUCAUCUUGAUUACAAAAAUUUACUCCUUGCUUUUGCGUUGCGUUUACCCAA